Perca flavescens (yellow perch) is the source of this 660-nucleotide messenger RNA. RefSeq lists its product as uncharacterized. Gene Ontology annotation, molecular function: cytokine activity; ciliary neurotrophic factor receptor binding. The transcript is spliced from 5 exons. Gene Ontology annotation, biological process: positive regulation of tyrosine phosphorylation of STAT protein; negative regulation of neuron apoptotic process; ciliary neurotrophic factor-mediated signaling pathway. Gene Ontology annotation, cellular component: extracellular region. Lineage: Eukaryota; Metazoa; Chordata; Actinopteri; Perciformes; Percidae. The record is from RefSeq and is a predicted model, not a curated record. The coding region runs from base 1 to 651 and encodes 216 amino acids.
AUGUCGUGUGUGGAGGAUAUGACUGUUUGGUGGCGGGCUCUCAUCUUCCUUUGCUGUGUAAUCCACUGUGUGGAGUCCUCUUCUCCUUCUCCAGUCCAGAAGAAGACAUAUAACCACUCCUUUCGUCUCACGAGGAUCACCCGAACCCGUGUCCAGCAUCUGCAGAGGAAAUAUAAGGAGCAGCAGUUGGGAAACAAGCAUUUUGAGGACAGAAGCCGGCAGUUGAAGGACCUGCCAUUGCUUUCUACAGAUUUCUACAGCUGGUUAAAGCUGACGGACUGGGAACGGCUGCAUGCUGCUUUCUGGGACAUGCAAGCCUUUUGGAAUAUGCUGGAAUGGAAGAGAAAACAGCUGGAGAAGGAGGAGAAAGAGCAUAUGGUGGUGCGGGCGUUUGGCCCCACUUUACCUCAGAGCAUUAGGUACAUUCAGCUGGACCUGAGGGACCUGAUGAGCCAAGUCAGCAGUCAGAUGAGUUACAUGAAGAGCUCUUGGACGAAGCCAACCUCUCCUACAGCCUUGAGCCCACAAACCAGAUCAAAAACAGUAUGGGACAGCCGAAUGGAGGGAUACAUCAUUCUGAGGGAUCUAGACCUUUACCUCACUAAGCUGGCAAGAGACUUCCUCCUACUGGCUUCAAAAACACACUUAUGACACGCUCAC